AUGUCUAAAGAGUGUCUUCAGAAGUCUAGCAAACUUAGCUACCGGUUUAGCAACAGUUAUUCGGCAUUUCUUCACCUCGCUUCUGAGCUGUCGCGUUUCCCUCCGUAUGAGAGUUGCGAUCAAUUCAUCCGACAAUUCAUUCAUCACUUAAUGAUUGGACACAAAUUGGCUGAAUGUCUGGUCGACGCACAGACCGCCCGACUAGUCGUCCAAGAGAUGAGAGACAAACGCAUCACUCGCACCGUCGAUGACAGCCAAUUGGUGGUGAAGAAUGUGGCCGACGAUGACAACCACUCGAAGAAAUCCAAGAGUUAUUUAAGACAUUUGACUCAAUUGAGACAACAUCUGGAAAAACAUCCCGUUUUUAACUCCAAGAACUUCAGACUCACACCAAUUGAUUCGUUGAUUACAACGAGCGACGAAUCGGUUGAUUGCAUUGUCUUUGGCUUUCUAGUGAAGAACGCGUCCAAAAUCAAUGAAUUGGUGGUCGAAGACAAUACGGGAAGAGUUCCGCUCGUAUUCACAGACGACACCCAAUUCAGGGACGCAUUGGUUGUGGAAAACAGUUUUGUGAUAAUCGAAGGCACAUAUGAUUCGCCGAAAGACUGUCUGUAUGUCGAAAGUAUAGGUCAAUCGCCGCCAAUCGACUUGAGUUCGGCCGUCGAAGUGUCCGACGGUUUGCAACGAAUCGGACGAAUGCUUGUCGUUAUAUCUGACAUACAUUUGGACGACGAAAACACUUUAGACAAACUGAAGACAUUGUUGACCGGAUAUGACUCAAUGGUUCCCAUUCCCGACGCCUUUCUAUUUGUGGGCGACUUUAUGUCCAAACCAUGCGAUGAAGUCUCGGAUUUUAAAGCUCAUAUGAAGAAUUUUGUUAAAAUAAUAUCCAAAUUCACUAAAAUAUCAAACUUUUCUCAACUCAUAUUCAUUCCCGGAUUUAAUGACAUUAAAGGCAAUGAUAUCCCGAAAUCCGCAUUUACUGUCGAUAUGUUUCCAAUGACAACAAAACUUAUAAAUAACUACCAUUUGGCCACAAAUCCGGUUAAUAUAUACAUCGACGGCCGACACAUCUGUUUGUCUGCCAUUCCCUAUAUGUCUAAACUUCGCAAACAUAUUAUACACAACAGCACUGAAGACUCGACAGAAUUGGGCGCUUCUAUAGCCAAACUGAUCACUUGUAACGGACACCUGAGCGCUGGUUUGUCCCACAAUCUGCACAAUAGCCUCUCUUUAUUCCAUUUGCCAGACUUUGUGCUUAUAUCUGACAAACACAUGAAUGAAGACAUGGAUUCAAAUGCCCACAACUAUACAGAUCUGGUAGUCUUACCCUCUUUUUCCAGAGAUAACUUUCGAUUCAAAGUGUUUUACACGAAUCCUAAACAUAUAGAGUGCAGUCAAAUACUUGUCUGAAGCUCUCGUUUAACCCUUUCCUCACAUAUAUUGCACACUAAAAGUGGAGUCAAGUUUUUCAGCGUCUGUUAGUAAACAGUGUU
Medioppia subpectinata is the source of this 1496-nucleotide messenger RNA. Lineage: Eukaryota; Metazoa; Arthropoda; Arachnida; Sarcoptiformes; Oppiidae. The record is from the annotation of a GenBank genome assembly.